AUGGACUAUUUCCCACUUGCAUACGUUGCCGGUGCUUCUGCAGCAAUAGCACAAAAAGUACACAAGUACGUGCCCAACCCAUUCAUUGACGAACGCUUCCACUUGACACAAUGUGCUGCUUAUUGUGCUCAUAGGUUCUCCGAAUGGGACAACAAAAUCACCACUCCUCCAGGACUCUAUAUCCUUGGCACAGCGUAUUCACACGCUCUACAGCUCAUUGGCAUUCAAGAGAGUUGCAGUGCGACUGCUCUCAGAUCUCUCAAUUUGCUAGGGGGACUUGUGAUUCUUCCAUAUGUGCUUUCACUUCUCAACAGUAGGAACUUCUGGUCUGUAAAUGUGGUUUCUUUGCCAUUGCUCUACACAUACUACUUCUUAUUCUACACAGAUGUCUGGUCCACGAUAUUUGUGGUUGCAGGCAUUGUGUCAGUCGUUCGCAUGCCCAACAUGAAAGGAGCGCUACUAUGCAAUGGCUUGGGCUUUAUGGGGCUUUGGUUUCGUCAAACAAACAUCAUCUGGAUUGCUUUUGGCGCGGCCGUGUUGAUAGAAAAACGCUGCGCUCGCCGCUCCACUCUUGCCGGCCAAACAAUUGAGUUCUUCACCCAGUGCUUCAAAGGCAUUCACCUCCUUGUCCCAUUUGGUGUCAAUGCGGCCUUAUUCAUGGCAUUUAUUAGAUACAACGGAGGGAUCACAUUUGGCGACAAGCUGAACCACCAGGUUUCUUUGCAUCUUGUCCAGGUGUUUUACUGCUGGACUUUUGUCGGUGGGCUUACUCUUCCUUUGUGGUUCAACAGACAAACUAUGCGUGACUACUUCAAAUUUUCAUUUGGAAAAUAUGGUAUCUGUUUGAUCCCGACUGUAUUGACUUUCUUCGCUAUCCAUUGGAUCGUGACAAAUUUCACAAUCGUGCAUCCGUUCUUGUUGGCAGACAACAGACACUACACGUUUUACAUUUAUCGUCGCAUCUUGAGUAAACCGAUCGCAAAAUAUCUUGUCGUUCCGGUCUACCACUUUUUCACCUGGCUCAUACCUUACGUGCUUUUGAAGAAUUCUCCUUCGAACCCCGUCAAACUUUCAUACGUUGGAGUUCUCGCAUUUAUUGUUUCCACCAUCCUCACAAUCAUUCCUUCGCCAUUGUUUGAGCCGAGGUACUACAUCGUGCCAUUAGUUCUAUUCAGAAUAUUCUCUCAGCCGUUUGUCAUGGGCGCUCAACGAAAGGUGCAUUACCAAGAGUUCGUGUGGUAUCUGUUCAUCAACGCGGUUGUUUACAUUGUUUUCUUCUCCUACGAAUUCACCUGGGUGACUGAAGUCGGUAAACAGCGAAUCAUAUGGUAG
Molecule: messenger RNA, 1332 nt
Organism: Australozyma saopauloensis
Lineage: Eukaryota; Fungi; Ascomycota; Pichiomycetes; Serinales; Metschnikowiaceae
Gene: DIE2
Product: dolichyl-P-Glc:Glc(2)Man(9)GlcNAc(2)-PP-dolichol alpha-1,2- glucosyltransferase
Exons: 1
Coding region: 1-1332 (443 amino acids)
Biological process (GO): dolichol-linked oligosaccharide biosynthetic process; protein N-linked glycosylation
Cellular component (GO): endoplasmic reticulum
Molecular function (GO): dolichyl pyrophosphate Glc2Man9GlcNAc2 alpha-1,2-glucosyltransferase activity
Source: RefSeq, a predicted model, not a curated record